AUGACCUCGCAGAUGGAAGCAUCGGCUGUUCCUGCACGGUCGGGAUCUCCUACCGGCUCGCCUCGCGGACCCUCGACCACCUCCCUGCAAGCGGCUGCCACAGUCAACGCCGGCCUCAACAGAGAGCUCUCUCCACGCUCGUCGACGGGCUCCCUUACCCGCACUCAUCGAUCGUCGUCUAAUGCGGGCAGGCGUCGAUCCAACGUCUUGAUGAACCUGCAGCUCAACGACCCGACCGUCCCCGGCCCCGGCGAGAUGGUCUCGGAGCAUGGCAUCCCGCAGCACCACCGCGCCCCGAGCCUCGGAGAGCUGCACCAGGAGCUCGAGGCCGAGCAGGAGGCUCAUGUUAACCGGCUGCUGCAGAUGAUUCGCCAGCAGCAGCUCGAGCUUCAGCGGCUCCAAGCCAGCAACCCCAACAACAGCCACGGCGCGUCCGGCGAAGACAGUAGUGCCGUCUCUGAUCGGCCUGCGCCCCCUGUUUCGCAGGGUCCCGUUCCGUCUCCGCUUGUUGGCUCGUACCCUCGCUCGCCCGUGUUCCAUCACCGGCCGUCUCUGGACAUGGCCCGCGCCGACCUCCAUCGCCGCUCGAGGACACCUAGUCGUGGCGCGUCGCCGAGGCUGCGAUCCACGUCCAUCAGCGCCGAGAGCGGCGACUGGGCCCUGGGUGGCCGUGACGAGAGCGCCUUUUACCAGGCAGAGGCGCAGAUGCUCACGAGAGAGAACCAGAUGCUCAAGCAUCGUGUACACGAACUACAAAAGCAACUCAGUGAGCUUUCGGCCAGCCAGGGAUCAAACGAGCCACCGACACCAUCAAGUCUCUGUCGCUCAAGUUCAACGGCCGGUCCCGCCGCCGAAUCUGCCGAAGCCGACGCACAUGUCAUUGGCGGCGGCGUCGUCGGCAUCGCCGUCGCACGGCAGCUCGCGCGGCGCUCCUCCGGGUCGACGGUGCUCAUUGAGCGGCACACGGCGCUCGGCACCGAGACCAGCUCGCGCAACAGCGAGGUCAUCCACGCGGGCCUCUACUACGGCGCCGACAGCCUCAAGGCGCGGCUGUGCGUCCGCGGCAAGCACCUGCUCUACGACCUCUGCGCGCGGCACGGCGUCGGCCACCGCCGCACCGGGAAAUGGAUCGUCGCGCAGACGGCCGCGCAGCGCGCCGCCCUCGAGCGCUUCCACGCCGUCUGCCGCGACACGCUGGAUGUUCCGACGCGCUGGGUGUCGGCCGCCGAGGUUGCGCGCGACGGCGAGGGCGUGGUGGCGGCCGCGGGCGCGCUGGAGAGCCCGACGACGGGCAUCGUCGACUCGCACGGGCUGAUGACGUGUCUAGCGGGCCUGUUUGAGCAAGACGGCGGCAUCGUCGCGCUCAACUCUCCCGUCGUCGGCGUGCGUCCGAAAGACGGCGGCUGGGCGGUGGACGUGCAGGACGCCGCCACGGGCGAGACGUCGACCAUUACGGCCGACACCAUCGUCAACGCCGCAGGUCUCGGCGCCGCACACAUCCACAACAUGAUUAUCGGCGCCGCCGACGCCUCACCUGAACGGCAGCUCACGCUGCACUACGCCAAGGGUAGCUAUUUUUCCUACGCCGCGUCGCGGCCCCGCGUCUCGCGCCUCAUCUACCCCGUACCGGAGCCCGGCCUCGGCGGCCUCGGCACCCAUCUGACGCUCGAUCUCGGCGGCCGCAUGCGCUUCGGGCCCGACGUGGAAUGGGUCAGCGACCCCACGGACCUGGCGGCGCUGAGCGCGUCCACGCCCCGCGGUGCCGCGCGCCUGCGGGAAGCGGUCGCCGAGAUUCGCAAGUACCUGCCGGGCGUGGAUCCGACGGCGCUGGCGCCCGACUAUGCCGGCAUGCGGCCAAAGUUAAAGGGCCCGGAGCACGCGGGCUUUGUCGACUUUGUGGUGCGCGAGGAAGAGGGCUUCCGAGGCUGGGUCAAUCUGCUGGGGAUUGAGAGCCCUGGGCUGACGAGCGCGUUGGCGAUCGCGGAGAGGGUCGAGGAGCUGCUCUACGGUAACAACGCGUGCGAGGCUUGA
Messenger RNA from Beauveria bassiana ARSEF 2860, 2031 nucleotides. Its product is annotated as FAD dependent oxidoreductase. The coding region runs from base 1 to 2031 and encodes 676 amino acids. Lineage: Eukaryota; Fungi; Ascomycota; Sordariomycetes; Hypocreales; Cordycipitaceae. Gene Ontology annotation, molecular function: (S)-2-hydroxy-acid oxidase activity; (S)-2-hydroxyglutarate dehydrogenase activity. Gene Ontology annotation, cellular component: mitochondrion. The record is from RefSeq and is a predicted model, not a curated record. The transcript is spliced from 5 exons.